Molecule: messenger RNA, 3233 nt
Organism: Ceutorhynchus assimilis (cabbage seed weevil)
Lineage: Eukaryota; Metazoa; Arthropoda; Insecta; Coleoptera; Curculionidae
Source: the annotation of a GenBank genome assembly
GAAAUAGGACAAAUAGGUUAUUUUUUGGAAAUAUUUUGCCUAUCCAGUCAAAUUUCCAUAAUUUCUUUUCUUAUCCACUAAAUUUUUAAUAACUCAGCUUUCCAUAAUUACAAUUUUUAAUUAUCCCCAAAAAUGUCCCAGUAAAGAACCUGGCCAAAAGUGAAACCUAAACAAGUGAAAUUUUCCCAUUAUUAUUUAUUUCCCCCCCAGCUGAUUCAAGGACACCAAAGUGAAAUUAGAAAAAAAGCUCACUGAAAAGCAGCGUUGUCAUUAUACCAAAAUAGAGCUCUCAGUGGUUUACUAGAGUUCCAAGGAACAUGUCGCUUAAACCCAGGCAGGUGGACUUCGUUUCCACAUGGGAAGCUAUCCAGGAGACUAUCAGGGGGGUGAUCACUUUGGACCAUGUCCCGAGGACCGUUUGGAAUGAUAGAUUUUCGGAUGUAUAUUCGCUAUGUGUGGCUCACCCAGAACCACUAGCUGACAGAUUAUACACAGAAACGCAGCAAUACUUGGCCGACCAUACAACUCAAUUAUUACAAAAAGUCCAAGCGGAUGGCGAACAUAAUUUGGUUAAAAAUUAUUUUCAUGUUUGGUCACAGUAUUCGGUUGGUAGCCAAUACCUCCACAGCUUAUACCUAUAUUUAAACCAGCAACACAUACGAUCACAAAAAAUGUCCGAUGCCGAAAUUAUUUAUGGCAGCGCGGAUCCAUCUACCACUAACCAAGGUGAACAAAUGGAAAUAGGAGAACUAGCCUUACACGUGUGGACUGCAAACAUGAUUUGGCCUUUGGGUAGUAGACUUGUAAAGCUAUUACUUGAGGCUAUAGAGUUGGAUAGGGCCGGGCAGCCUCCUACAAUACCUUUGGAAGCUGUAAGGGGAACUAUUUUGAGUUUUGUUGAGGUUCAAGCUUACAAGAAGAAAGCUCACCUUCAUCUGUACAUUGAGCUAUUUGAAGAUCCAUUUUUAAAUGACAGCGGAGAACAUUUCAAAAGGGAUGCUGCGUUGCUGCUUCAAGAGAAAGAUGUUAGUAUGUAUAUGGAAAGAGUAAAAGCUAAAAUUGAGGAAGAAUUAUUUAGAGCUCGAAGAUUUCUACAUGCCAGUUCUCUUCCUAAAGUUGCGCAUAGGUGUGAAUUGCAUAUGGUGGCAGACCAUUUGCAAUUUUUAUACAGUGAAUGUCAGAACAUGGUCAAAUAUGAAAAGAAAAAAGACCUUUCAAAUAUGUAUCACUUGCUCAAAAGCGUUCCAAAUGCUUUAGUUGUUUUGGUAGAUACAGUCUUUGAUCAUAUUAAAAAUCAAGGCUUGUCGGCGAUUCAUAAUCUCCAAGGCGAAUCCAUUCACAUAAAUUUUGUAGAAAAUUUGCUUACAGUGUAUAAAAAAUAUAAAGAACUUAUCAAAGAAGUUUUCAAGUCUGAUCAAAAUUUUAUGGGGGCUUUGGACAAGGCUUGCAAUUCGGUCAUUAAUCACAGGCCUAACGAUGGUAGAUCGCCUUGUAGAAGUCCGGAAUUGCUAGCGAAAUAUUGUGAUACGUUACUAAAGAAAAGCAGCAAAGGUAUUUCUGAGGCGGAAGUCGAUGAAAAAUUGUCUGAAAGUAUAAUAAUAUUUAAAUACAUAGACGACAAAGACGUGUUUCAGAAAUUUUAUUCAAGAUCGUUGGCAAAAAGGUUGAUACAUCAGCAGACCCAAAGUAUGGAUGCUGAAGAAUCUAUGAUUGAUAGAUUGAAACAGGCUUGCGGCUAUGAAUUUACCAGCAAACUUCACAGAAUGUUCACUGACAUGUCGGUUUCUACUGACCUCAACAACAAAUUCCAAGCUUUCAUCAAACAAGAAGACAUCGAUUUAGGCAUCAAUUUUGGAAUUUACGUUCUCCAGGCUGGAGCGUGGCCUUUAGGCCAGGCCGUUGUCACACCUUUUGCUUUACCACAACAAUUAGAACGAAGUGUACAAAUGUUUGAAACGUUUUAUCACAACCGAUUCAAUGGUAGAAAGUUAACAUGGUUACACCAUUUAUGUCAAGCUGAAUUAAAACUGAGCUAUCUAAGAAAACCUUAUGUAGUUACAGUGCAGACAUUUCAAAUGGCAAUAUUAUUACUUUUCGAGAAGACUGACGCUCUGACUUGUAAGGAAAUCAGAGAAACUCUACAAUUAAAUACAGACCAGUUUAAAAGACAUGCUGUCAGUUUAGUCGAUUCAAAAUUACUUCUAUCAGAUACUGAGGAAAUUGAUGAGACUGAAACUACCCUGAGGCUAAACAUGGACUACUCGAAUAAGAGAACAAAAUUCAGGAUAACGGCUGCUAUCCAGAAAGAAACACCUCAUGAAGUGGAACAAACAAUGAACUCUGUGGAAGAAGAUAGAAAAAUGUACCUGCAAGCUGCCAUUGUUAGAAUUAUGAAGUCCAGGAAGGUGCUCAAGCAUAAUUUACUUAUACAAGAGGUGUACGCACAAUCGAAAGUAUCUUUUGCACCAAGUGUUCAACUCAUCAAAAAGUGCAUUGAAUCUCUAAUUGAUAAACAGUACAUCGAAAGAACUCCGCAUUCUAGUGAAGAAUACAGCUAUGUAGCUUAAUUUAACAAAUUACUAUUAUAGGUGUUUUAAUUAAAACAUUUCACAAUUCAGAUUGGGGUUUUGUUACAUUUUUGGUUAGAAAGAUUACCGAAAAUACUCGACAGUGAACUUAGUUUAGGCUGGAAGGCAACGACAGAAGGGUUUGAACAAUUUCAUUCCCUUUCUCCUAGUAAAGUAGCUUUAUUAUUUAGGUAUCCUAGGAUAUGAGUAAUGGAUGUCUGGCAGGCUACAAACAGUCUAUUACUUGACAACCCCUACUGGGAAAAAGAAAAUGAGAUUGGUCAAACCCUUAUGUCACCAAUUACUAGGCUAUUUGCAGCGAAAAUUUUAAUUUUUUUUGGUACACCAGGAAAUCAUUUUCUAGUAUAACAGAGAAAUUAAGUUAACCCUACUUAACUGUUAAAGAAAAAAAUUAUUGGAUCUUAAACUUGUAUAUUAACAAUUGUAAAUAUUUCCUAGCAGCAUAUACCACAUAAGUCUAAUAAAUUGUUUUCUCGUUAAUAUGUAAAAGGGGGAUCAUUGUAAUUUUAUAUUUAUUUUAAUUUUUGGAUAUAGGAAUUAUUGUUCUUUAAGAUCUCGUUUUUACAUAUCGAGCAGGUCUUGAAUUUAGCAAAAAGAUGCAUCAUUGUAUUUUAUUAUUUAAUAUAAAUAAUUUCUUUUCCACAA